Molecule: messenger RNA, 3115 nt
Organism: Hyla sarda
Lineage: Eukaryota; Metazoa; Chordata; Amphibia; Anura; Hylidae
Product: atrial natriuretic peptide receptor 1-like
Exons: 22
Coding region: 254-2644 (796 amino acids)
Biological process (GO): intracellular signal transduction; protein phosphorylation; receptor guanylyl cyclase signaling pathway
Molecular function (GO): guanylate cyclase activity; peptide receptor activity; ATP binding
Source: RefSeq, a predicted model, not a curated record
CCUCAAGAACUUGACUUGAAUCAUCUGACGCUGCUUAUUGGAUUGGAUUUAAGACAAAUAAAGUCGACAUCUAAAAGAUAUUUCUUCUUGGACAUAUAUGUUGUCUCCAUCAAAUGCCUGGACCUCAAGACGGGUGAAGUCUAGGAACCAACAUCUAAAUUGGCGUAACUCUACGAUAGAUACGAGUGCCAUAAUUUAUCAUUGAAGUUCUAUCUGGCUUGUAGGAUCGGUACAUGGUGAACCUCUCGUCCAAAUGCAGCUGUCAUUAUUGUUCGGAUCACAUCUGCUCCUCUUCUUCAAGAUCACUUCUGCCUGGCAUGACCUUGAUAAUACGGAAUUCGACUGCUGGCCCAAUGAUCAGCCCAAUGAGCAGAAUAUGAUUGACUGUAUGGGGUUGGAGAUGGACUGGAUUGACAGGCCUCCUGCCAAGGUGAUAGCCGGACAGGACUUCAAUGUUAGUUACACAGUUUGGGUACCAGAUAGUUUUUACCAGAAGGCCGUGGAACAAAACAUUCUCAAAUUCAGUAAUGCCAGUGAAGCUAAAAAAUUUUGCGAAGAGGUUGAAUGUCCAGCAGACUGGAAAUAUGCUAGUGCCGAAAACUGCUGUAUCUACCAUGCAAAUAUCCACUCCUGUCCACUGGCUUUUAUGAAGCAGCGUGGGAUCUGUGGGCCGUGGAUCCCGGACGAUGGUAAAAUAGUCACACAUACUGUGUCACAGGCCGGGAAAAUGACACAGCUGAACUGGACAGCUAAGGUUGUUUUGGUCCACCUCGGCCUCACCUCAUUGAUCGCUCACAUCAAAGUCGGAACUUUUCAGGUCGCUUUAGAAGCUGAAUCCACCGUGGUCAGUGGAAAAGUGUGUGGGGAUGACGUCUGCAGUCAAGAUGAGAACUGUGCCCUGUGCCCUGCGGAUUGUGGCCCAUGCCCAAUGCCAACUACAGUGAAGAUCGCCAUCGCAUUUCCCCUGACACUGUUCUGUAGCGGUUUCAUCUUCACACUAGUGUGGUUCCAAUAUCAAAAGCAGAAGAUGCUUUGGGACGAGAGUUGGAUUCUGACGGUGAAAGACUUACCCGGUCAGCGUCCGGAGUUAUUGGCGAAGACGGUCUUCAUAUGUGGUUCCUCUACAGAAAACUCAACACAGACAGGGAUCUACGACGGGCGAAUUGUUUACGUCAAAAGGAUAUUUAAGAAAAAUUUCGCCAUUACUAAAACCGUAAGAAAGGAGGUGCAGCUUGUACGGAUGCUGGAUCACCAGAACAUAUGUAAAUUCAUGGGGGGAUCAGUGGAAGGAAACAUCUUCAUCGUCACAGAAUACUGUCCGAAGGGAAGUCUGAACGAUGUAUUGUUGAAUGACGAUGUCCCUCUCAACUGGGGCUUUAGACUUUCCUUUGCCACAGACAUAGCACGAGGAAUGGCUUACAUGCACCAUCAUAAAAUGUGCCACGGGAGACUGACGUCACAUAAUUGCGUCAUAGACGACAGAUGGGUUUGCAAGAUCUCAGAUUACGGUUUAAUGGUUUAUAGACGGGAUGAGUUUAAAGAAUUAAUCGAGAAAAAGCCGGCGCCUAUCUACUGCCCCCCAGAGGUUAUUCAGAGUAACAGCAGUCCUGUCCUGCCGACCCCCGCUGCUGAUGUAUACAGUUAUGCCAUUGUUCUAGUUGAAAUUGCCAGUCGCUGUGAUACGGUUGCGGGAUAUUCUUACCUUAAAGAUGUGACAUGGAGACCGGAGAUACCGGAUCUGAGUGUCGGCAAAUCUGACCCUGACUGCCCAAACCAGGCAGAUUACUCAGAGCUGAUACAGAAGUGUUGGGCCCAUAAUGCUAUGCUGCGACCCCCGUUUGAGCAGAUAAAGAAAAGUCUAGAGAAGAUGAAUCCUCACCGAGUCAGCCCGGUGGAUAUGAUGAUGAACCUGAUGGAGAAGUACAGUAAACAUUUGGAGGCCAUUGUAGCCGAGAGAACUCAAGAUCUCUUACAAGAAAAGCAGAAGACUGACCGUCUGUUAUACAGUAUGCUUCCCAAACCGGUAGCGGAUGAUCUGCGACAAGGCCUGACCUGUGAAGCCCAGAGUUACUCUAGUGCUACUGUCUACUUCAGUGACAUUGUAGGUUUCACGACACUGUCUGGGGCAAGCACGCCAUACCAAGUAGUCAAUUUCCUAAAUAAGUUGUACACCAAGUUUGAUGAUAUCAUUGACAACUAUGACGUAUACAAGGUGGAAACCAUCGGCGAUGCAUAUAUGGUGGUGUCUGGAGUACCAAAAGAAAAUGGCAUUAAGCACGUAGCCGAGAUCGCGAGUAUGGCUCUAGACCUGGUUGCUGUCUGCCACUCCUUCAAGAUUCCACAUAUACCAGAUACUAAGCUGAAGAUCAGAGCUGGAGUACAUUCAGGUCCUUUAGUAGCUGGAGUAGUUGGGACUAAAAUGCCACGUUAUUGUUUAUUUGGAGAUACUGUGAACACAGCUUCAAGGAUGGAGUCAAACAGCGAAGCCUUAAAGAUUCAGUGCAGCUCCAGCGCAGCCGAACUACUGAUGAAAAUAGGCGGCUACACGCUGGUAUGCCGGGGCACGGUGGAUGUAAAGGGAAAAGGAGCAAUGACAACAUGGUGGCUGGAGGGGAAAGAGAAAGAUGGAAACUGGAACAUUUAAUAAACUACAAAUUCAUCUGAUAAAUGUCAUAUAUACCGUGUGCAGUCAUGUGACUUUGUCUUAAAGAGAUUUUAGAUCAAAAAACAUAAUCACUGUAUAAAUAAAAAUUCUAACAACGUGUGCACAUUCAUUGGCUGCCGUCCUGUACAAAGCUUGCCCUGCUGAGAUGAGAAUAUUAAAUGUAUCUACCCUGGAAAAUGCUCUGUGAGCUAAAAGUGAUAAUACGCACAGCACAGUGAUGUUACAGAACAAGGAUAAUGCACACAGUGAUGUCACAGAACAAGGAUAAUGCACACAGUGAUGUUACAGAACAAGGAUAAUGCACACAGUGAUGUCACAGAACAAGGAUAAUGCACACAGUGAUGUCACAGAACAAGGAUAAUGCACACAGUGAUGUCACAGUACAGGGAUAAUACACAGUGAUGUCACAGUUCAGGGAUAAUACACACAGUGAUGUCACAGUACAGGGAU